Molecule: messenger RNA, 546 nt
Organism: Lichtheimia ornata
Lineage: Eukaryota; Fungi; Mucoromycota; Mucoromycetes; Mucorales; Lichtheimiaceae
Exons: 2
Coding region: 1-546 (181 amino acids)
Source: RefSeq, a predicted model, not a curated record
AUGGCCGCUUGCAUAUCACCUCCACAACAUACCCGUCAUCAAAUCCAUCGACGAUCGUUACCUGUACAGCUAUCACCGGCAUCAUCACCUUACCAGGCUUUACCACCCGCACAAACUCCAUUGGCAUACGAGUUGCAACGUUAUCAUGACAAGCGGCUUUCAUGGUGUACGACAACCAGCAAUAGUAGUUGUAACACAGGGCGGCGGAUGAGCAGCAGGUUGACGGAGAUAGCCGAAGUCCCGUUAGAACAAGAACUAGUCAAAAUGCAUCAAAACACCUUGCUUGUAUUGGGAGAAAUCAAGCAGUUGGCUGAUCAGCUUAUUGAUGCUGAAGCACGUGCUGAGUCAUGGCAACGUAAAUGCCGUGAGGCUGAGGAGCAACUUGAAGCCAUCCAAGUUGAGAAACAACAACGUGUGCAGGACACACAGAGCACGAUAUCCGCUACAUCCACCUUGAAACCCAAAUACAAAAAGAAAAAGAAAGCAUCUCACAACUUUACAAGUCUACCAAGUAGCAUUAUUCGUUUUCUACGUCUGAAGAAAUAA